Molecule: messenger RNA, 249 nt
Organism: Penicillium waksmanii
Lineage: Eukaryota; Fungi; Ascomycota; Eurotiomycetes; Eurotiales; Aspergillaceae
Product: Thiamine pyrophosphate enzyme C-terminal TPP-binding
Exons: 2
Coding region: 1-249 (82 amino acids)
Source: RefSeq, a predicted model, not a curated record
AUGGCAGAGGGAGACACAGUCAUCGUCGGAGUGGCAUUUUUGGUCGAACGAUCCCCCAAUACGACCGAAGCCGGGCAGAUUCAUCACCUUCUGGAGGUCAUCACCGAUCGCAAGGUUCCCGUCUUGCCCAUGGUCCCUGCCGGCUAUGGUCUGCACGAGUUCCUGGUCUACGACGAAGCCAAGGAGAAGGACCGCAAGGAAGUUAUGCGCAAGCGUAACGUCGACUUCGCUGUCAAUUACCGCGAUUAA